Molecule: messenger RNA, 3897 nt
Organism: Fusarium graminearum PH-1
Lineage: Eukaryota; Fungi; Ascomycota; Sordariomycetes; Hypocreales; Nectriaceae
Exons: 3
Coding region: 1-3651 (1216 amino acids)
Biological process (GO): protein transport to vacuole involved in ubiquitin-dependent protein catabolic process via the multivesicular body sorting pathway
Cellular component (GO): ESCRT-0 complex
Molecular function (GO): protein binding
Source: RefSeq, a predicted model, not a curated record
AUGGCCGCGCCAUUCAAGGUCAAGGCUAUCUACGAGUACUCGUCGCCUCAUGAGGACGAUCUCAACUUCGCUAUUGAUCAAGUCAUCACCGUAACCGAUGUGGAGGAUGACGACUGGUAUGGCGGGGAAUACCUUGACGACCAAGGUGUAAAGCAAGAGGGCAUAUUCCCUCGAAACUUUGUUGAGAAGUUUGAGCCUACCGCACCACCUCGUCCAUCUCGAACUCGUACCAAGAAGGAGCCCGAAACUGCUCACCCCACCGAAGACAUCGCUUCUCCCCCACCGCUACCUGUUCAGCAAGCGCCUCCUCCAGUGCCUGCACCCGAGCCCGAGCCCGAGAUCGAAGAAGCCCAUGAGCCCGUACAGAAGCACGCCGCUCACCAACCAGCUGCCCCGGCUGUGCCGGAGCCCGCUCCUCCCAAGCCCGCUCCGGUUGCGACUCCCCGGCCUCCGUCAGCUCCUAAACCAGUUGAGCCUCCGUCCCCCGCUCCAGCUUCGCCCAAGCCAAAGCCUUCUGGACCACCUCCGGUAUCAGAUAAGCCAAAGCCCAGCUCGUUCAAGGAUCGCAUUGCGGCUUUUAACAAACCCGCGGCACCUCCUGUUGCACCCUUCAAACCAAGUGGUCUAGCGGGCUCAGGUACAGGUUUUAUUAAAAAGCCGUUUGUGGCUCCUCCUCCAAGCCGCAACGCCUUUAUACCUCCACCGCAACAAACUCCAACCGCCAAAGUCUAUCGGCGCGACGAGGACCCCGAAAUUAAAGAACGGGAAGCCGAAACGCAAGGACAAGCUGAGCGAGCCGGACUUGUGCCAACCGAAGCUCAGGGAGAAGAAGCUGAGGAUCGACCCAAACCUACUAGUCUUAAAGAGCGCAUUGCGCUUCUUCAGAAACAACAGCAGGAGCAAGCUGCGCGACAUGCCGAUGCUGCUGCCAAGAAGGAGAAGCCAAAAAAGCCUGUUAAAAAGCGCGAGAGUAUCGGCCAUGUUGAAGCUCCGGCUGAGACAGAGGCAUCACCUCAAGAGCCUCCAACUCCCCUCGAGCAUAAGGAAACUCAGGAUACUGAGGUUAGGACAUCUACUGACGAGCCCCAAACAACUCGAAUGCCACCCCCUCCGCGCCGCAAAUCUUCCAAGGGGCCCGCAGUCGAACAUGUGCACGACGGUAAUGAGGCAGAUAUGUCAGGCGCUGGUGACACAACCGAAGGCAAUGACGACAUAAUGGAGCGUGAAGAUAGUGAUAGCAUAUCCAAAAUUGCGCCACGAACGCCCAGCUUGCCUAUACACGCUGGGCCUCCCUCCGAAGCACCGAAGAAGCAGGAGAGUGACGAAGGGGCCGAGGAAGAGGAGGAAGAGGAGGAUGUCGACCCCGAAGUCAGGCGCAGGGAAGAGUUGAGGGCAAGAAUGGCCAAAAUGAGCGGCGGUAUGGGUUUCCACGGCAUGUUCGGUGGACCUAUGUCAGCGCCAGCACCUCCGCCCAAGAAAAAGAAGGCCCCCCCUCCGAAGCCAGAGCGAACUUCUAUCGACGAGAGCAUCGAAGCAGCCUCGCCGACAUCUCAAGGCGCCCCACCGGUUCCUGCAAUGAUGCCUCUGCCUGGUUUCGGCGGUCCAAGUAAACCAGAAGAGCCAGCCCAUUCUGAGGUGGAACAUGAGCCAGCUGGGCGAGCACCGCCGCCUCCAGCUCCUUCUCAGCCCCCUCGAGCUCCCGAAACUGCUGAGACACCGAAGGACGACGAGGAUAGUGAAGUCACCCCGGCGCCUCAUUCUGCUCCUUCAAUUCCUCCACGAGAACCCGCGGGAGCCCCCCCUGUACCUGGCAGCCGAGGGGCACCACCUCCUGUGCCUUCCGAUUCUCGACCUCCGCCUGCACCUCCCGCGGAUGCGAAAUCUCAGUCGGACGGAUCUGAAUCUGGUGAUGAGCUUUCCGGCGGCCGCGAUAGUGAUAGAGAAGCACCUACCGUUACUGCUAGGUCUCCUCCUAUGCUGCCACCGCCAGUUCAACCUCCUCACUUGCCUUCAAGAUCGCCACCACUCUCUCCAACUCGCGAAGACUUCAGUCCCACGUCUCCCGGAUCUAAUGCCAGUAACAGAUUAAGUCGACUGCCACCUCCUAUUCCAGGAUCUGCACCAGCUCCUCCUAAUCAAAGCCGCCCGCCACCGCCGCCUCCACCUGGUGGUCCUCGACGACAGUCGACUCAAGAUUUCCAGACACAGCCUAGAGGACCUGCCCAGGCUGGUGAGGAGCAGGCUGAGGAGCUUACUGAGUACGAGGGUGAUUAUGACACUGAUAUUGCUUCCUCAGUCCCUCAUAAGGACGCCUUGAAGUCGCACGCCCGGGGUUCAAGUUUGGACGACAAUACUCUUCUGUCUCCUCUUUCUGAUGCUCCAGCCAACAUACCGCCUCCUGUUCCUUCUGCAGCAGCUCCCCGAGCUGUACCUCCUCCUCCUCCUCCUGCUGGCCCUUCACAGUCGUCGCCAGAGAACAAGCGGCAAUCCGUGGAUAUACCUCGUGCUGCUCCGCCGCCCGCUCCUGCAGACAGGCGACCGUCAGUCGACGUGCCACGCGCGGCACCACCUCCUCCACCUUCUGCUAAUUUCCUACCUCCACUACCACCGCAGUCGCCUCGUCCAGAUGAGGACUAUGACCCAUAUAACUACUCGGCACCUCCUGGAGGACAUGCGUAUGCCCCUAGAACACCAAAGAUUGAGGAAGAGGCCGAUUUCCCUCCAUCUGCUUCUGUCACUUCUCCUAUUGAUAGGCGACCUCCUCCCCCAGCUGUUCCUGGUCGCACUUCUAACCGACAAUCCCUUGACAUAUCAAGAGCUGCUGCUGGAAAUAGACGAUCGAUGGACAUUCACCGCCCUUCAAUGUCGAUGGAGUCGGGUUUCAUUGCCAAUGACAUGGACCUGGCUAUACAGAGUGGAUGGUGGAAGCAAGCUAACCAAGUGCCGCCUGUACUCCAAGGCCGUAAAGACAUCUACUUUGAGGCUGAGGAAACGACAUCUACGAACGAAGGGCAACAAACAACCAUCACUCGCGAAAUCUCCAUCCUAUAUCAAGAUUACUCACAAACUUGCUUGACUGUCCGCUAUGAUCCUUACGAUCCAUCAGACGUUCAGCUAGAGCAGCGGCACGAACCCCCACCGCGUCCGCUCCGCCAGGAUCAAAUGGAAGAGUAUUACGAGCGCUUCGGCCGCCAGAUUUCGACGGCAGUAGCAUCUAAGAAGGACUCGGUUGUUGCAGAUGGAACACCUCAAGGUCUUGUCUUGGAGCUUCUUAAGCCUUACAAGGACGUCCUGUCACCCGUCGGAACUCGUGCAUACGGCGCCCUUGUGUAUUCAAACAUGGCCAACGCAUCAACCCAGCAGAACGACAUGAUUCGAGCUGGUGACAUUAUGACUAUCCGCAACGCCAAGUUCCAGGGCAAGCACGGUCCAAUGCACGCAAAGUACUCUGCUGAAGUUGGUAAACCUGACCAUGUCGCUGUUGUGGCCGAAUGGGACGGCACCAAGAAGAAGGUGCGCGCAUGGGAGCAAGGCCGUGAGAGCAAAAAGGUCAAGGUGGAGAGCUUCAAGCUCGACGAUCUGCGUAGCGGAGAGGUCAAGAUCUGGCGCGCCAUGCCACGAAGCUGGGUUGGCUGGAACAGCCAGUCUUAGUGCAGCUGGAAACGGCACAGUGAGAGUGAUGAUUAUCUUCGCAAGAGGAUGUCUAUGAUGACGACGACGACGAAUAACAGAAAGGAGUCAAGACAGGCUGAUGAGCCGUGGCUGUAUCCCCAGGCGUUGAGUGGUGGGUUAAGAGUUCAAGAGCGAUGCAGGAGAAGGAUAUGAACACUGCAAGAGGUGUGUACAGUCAAGACGGGGGGCGAGUGGAACAUGAAAGAUUUAGUUAGUGUAAAGCAG